Messenger RNA from Parnassius apollo (apollo), 396 nucleotides. NCBI's taxonomy places the organism in Eukaryota, Metazoa, Arthropoda, Insecta, Lepidoptera, Papilionidae. The record is from the annotation of a GenBank genome assembly.
AUGGCACUGGUGGCAGCCUUCGCCGUGAGCGCGUACGCGGCGUCCCCGCAUCGCGCCGCCUCCAAGCCGUUCAACCCGCUGCUAGGCGAGACCUACGAGUGCGUGCGCGAGGACCGCGGCUUCCACUUCGUGGAGGAGCAGGUCGGUACGGUGCCGGUGCAACAAUGUACUCCACACCGAACGCAUGGCACUGGUGGCAGCAUUCGCCGUGAGCGCGUACGCGGCGUCCGCGCACCGCGCCGCCUUCAAGCCGUUCAACCCGCUGCUAGGCGAGACCUACGAGUGCGUGCGCGAGGACCGCGGCUUCCACUUCGUGGCGGAGCAGGUCGGUACGGUGCUGAUGCAACAAUGUACUCCACACCGAACGCAUGGCACUGGUGGCAGCCUUCGCCGUGA